GCUCCCAGGUACUCUCUGCCCAGGGCUGAUAAGGCUCCUUAGCACCGUUUCUCUCCAAACAAAUUCCAGUUGAAGACACCUGACAGCUCCACAGCAGGGCAGCAUCCCCAGAGCGCAGCAGGGCGGGGGUUAGGGGGAGCAGUCGGUAGCAGCACCUGCCCCUCAUCCGGCAGGAGCUAUAAGUGCCAGCCACGUGCUGCCUCCACCUGGACGGCCUCUCUGCACAGAGCAGCAGCAUUCAGCCUGGGACAGACGUGCUGCGGGGAGGUGAUGGCUGCCUGGUGCCCUCGUCUCCUGCUCCUCACCGGCCUGCUGGCCCUGUCAGCCCCAGUUCUCACCCUGGAAAUACACAACCUGAACAUCUUACAGGGACCCACCCAUGCAAUCAGGAACAUCCACCCAAAGGACCUGAAGGCAGAUCAGGGGAAAGGGAGCCUGCGGCACAGCCGAGCCAGUGACCUGGAGUUACCAGAGGCCCACGUCUGGCCCAAGGACUGCAGCGAGAUAACCUGGAACAGGGUCAGCGGUGUCUUCGUGAUCCAGCCCACAGGACUCCACCAGAUUGUCGUUUACUGUGACUUGAACAGCACCAGCGAGGGCUGGACAGUCCUCCAGCGGAACCGGCACGACACGCAGAUCACUUGGGCCGAGUCCUGGAGCACCUACAAGUAUGGCUUUGGCAAUGUGCAGAAUGACUACUGGCUGGGGAUGGAGUACAUGUAUUAUAUCACCAAGCAGAGGGUCUACCAGGUCAGGUUUGUCAUCCACGAUUCAUCCGGCACCAUGAAAUAUGCAGACUAUAACCUCUUCGGUCUGGAAGACGAGUCCAACGGCUACAGGCUGAGGCUGGGCUCUUACACGGGGACUGCAGGGGACGCUAUGACUUCAAACAAUCCUAGCACCGUUCAUGACAACAUGAAGUUCUCUACUAAAGACCUAGAUCAGGACACUUCCAGUGGGAACUGUGCGUCUAGCAAUGGUGGGGGCUGGUGGUACUCGGCUUGUCAUUCUGUUCGACUGAACAUCAAAGGGGGCAUCACCUGGGGUAGUUUCUGUAGUGGGAACUGCCAAGCCUCUGCCAUCCUCAUCAAACCAGCGUCUUACUGUUAGUCACCCUUCCCCACCCUCCCGUCUGCAGUGAGGCCAACCCCUGGUCCACGAAGGGAGGGAAAAGGGUUUGGAUGUGUCAUGGGCAAACCUCACACCCAACUCAGAGUGGAAAGUAUCAUGUUUAU
Messenger RNA from Chelonoidis abingdonii (Abingdon island giant tortoise), 1235 nucleotides. Its product is annotated as fibrinogen-like protein 1-like protein. Gene Ontology annotation, biological process: blood coagulation. The record is from RefSeq and is a predicted model, not a curated record. Lineage: Eukaryota; Metazoa; Chordata; Testudines; Testudinidae.